AUGGAAUCCAUCAAAGCCGUCUUUUUCAAACCAGAUCCCCAAGCCCAAGUACGGAAAUGCAAUCAACUAAUCCGAGCAAACACGCGCAAACUCGAUCGCGACAUCGCAUCCCUCAAAGUCGUCGAAAACAAAGCCAAACAAUCCAUCAUCCAAGCCUCCAAGCGCGGCCAACGUAACCCCUCGCAAGCAGCGCAAGCCGCCAAAGAAACACGCAUCUUCGCCCGCGAACUCGUGCGCAUCCGAAAACAAUCAACGCGCUUAGUGACGAGCAAAGCGCAGCUGAAUAGCGUGAGCAUGCAAGUCACCGAGGCGUUUGCGGUGCGCAAGAUUGAGGGCAGUAUCCGGGCCAGCGUGGGGAUCAUGAAGGAUGUUAAUAGUCUGGUGCGGUUACCGGAGUUGAUGGGGACGAUGCGGGAGUUGAGUCAGGAGCUGGUUAAGGCGGGGAUUAUCGAGGAGAUGGUGGGGGAUAGCUUGCCGGAUCAGAUGGAGGAGGAUGAGGAGGAGGAGGCCGAGAGUGAGGUUGAUAAGGUGCUAGGAGAGAUUCUGCAGGAUAAGAUGGCGAAGGUUGGAGCGACACCGAAUUUGCCUACGCCGGUGCAGACGGAACCUGUGGCGGAGGAUGAGGACGAGGAGGCGGCUAAUCUGGAGCAGAUGAGGGAUAGGUUGAAGGCGUUGCAGAGUUGA
Messenger RNA from Glarea lozoyensis ATCC 20868, 684 nucleotides. RefSeq lists its product as uncharacterized. The transcript has 2 exons. Gene Ontology annotation, cellular component: ESCRT III complex; multivesicular body. The record is from RefSeq and is a predicted model, not a curated record. The coding region runs from base 1 to 684 and encodes 227 amino acids. Lineage: Eukaryota; Fungi; Ascomycota; Leotiomycetes; Helotiales; Helotiaceae. Gene Ontology annotation, biological process: late endosome to vacuole transport; endosome transport via multivesicular body sorting pathway; protein transport.